Molecule: messenger RNA, 2560 nt
Organism: Magnolia sinica
Lineage: Eukaryota; Viridiplantae; Streptophyta; Magnoliopsida; Magnoliales; Magnoliaceae
Product: pentatricopeptide repeat-containing protein At2g20540
Exons: 1
Coding region: 889-2502 (537 amino acids)
Biological process (GO): RNA modification
Molecular function (GO): protein binding; RNA binding
Source: RefSeq, a predicted model, not a curated record
UUCGAGGAAGCUCUGUGAGGAGUCCAAAGAACUCUGUGGAUUCAAAGUAGUUAUACCCUGAGGAAGACGGUGAUCAACCUCAUCACGUCCCUCCGUGCGCCAAUUUUACUGAAGCUCAAUUCAGAUUCUUCCAUUAAUCCGCAGAUAGCUACUAGGACAUCUAAACUAGAUGGAAAUUUUGCCGGGCGUAGGUGUAGUAUCGAAUUUGUAUCCCUUGCUCCACAAAUGCAAUCAAGCAUGAAAGGAUGAAACCAUCAAUCUGGGUCGAUCAUUUGAGCUGGAAGCCUCUUCCUGAACAGAAAACCAUGGAUCUCUCUAGCAUCCCUUUUAACGUGGGGCGUCUCUCCGGGUCCUUGCAUUUUCCUGAAAAUAAGUUUGCAUAUCCAAAGAUAUGAGAUCCCUAACAGGCAUUAAGUCAAAAAGCUGAGGCUUCCACUUCUCAUGCAGAGGCAUCCAUAAAUAAGGAUAUGCCCUUCUAACUCACUUUUAAUACAGAAAACAUCAAUCUGCAUUCCAUGUUCAGCAAUGCCCAGAAAGCCCACAUGCUUUUAGACCAGUCAAAACAGUGAAUUCAUUCAGUUCAAUUCCUUAAAACCCAUUUGGCCAACCUCGCACGGCUUUACCCGUCUGUAGAUACCCACCCACAUGAGCCACGUCCAAGAUAAUGCGUUUCUUUCUGGAAUUCUGUCAAAGACAUCAUGUGCAGUAUCAAUUUUACCACAUUUUCCAUACAUGCACCCAAGAUCAUCGCUUGUAAUUAGAUCAGAUUUGUAACCCAUCUUCACUGAAGCUGCAUGAACAGAAUUUCCCUGAACCAGCAUGUAGUUCUUUGAACAGUUCCUCACUGGGCUUGCGGUUAUUCUCUACCACUCUGCCUCACUGAUAAAAAUGAGAAUUACUACCUUGAUUGUCAGAGAAAUAGAAGAUCAACUUCUACCCGUGUUGCAAAACUGUACCAGCAUAAAAGAUUUGAAGAGGAUCCAUGCCCACAUUAUCAAAUACUCGAUGUCCCAAAGCAACUUCCUUGCGACAAAGAUCAUCGAUAUAUGUGGUGGCAAAGGAGAAACAGACUAUGCAAUUUCAAUCUUCAAGCAGGUGAUCCAACCGAACAUCUUUCUUUACAAUGCAGUAAUCAGAGCUUACACUCACAACCACCUCUAUUACCAAGCUGUGACCAUUUACAAGCAAUUACUGAGACACCAGCAAGCAGAAAACCACAUUUCUGCCGACAGGUUCACCUUCCCCUUCAUACUCAGAGCUUCUGCUGGUCUUCUAUAUCUCAACCUCGGGAAGCAGAUACACGGCCAUUUAUGCAAAUGUUGGCCCACUGAGAAUAAUGCAAUUGACAAUUCACUGCUAGAGAUGUACGUAAAAUGUGGUAAUCUAAUUGAUGCACACCAAGUAUUCGAUGGAAUGAGGGAGAAAGAUUCAGUCUCAUGGAACAUCCUUAUUUCUGGGUAUGCAAGAUCUGGACGGAUGAAGCCUGCCAAAGACAUCUUCAACUCAAUGCCAAAUAAAACAAUAGUUUCUUGGACCGUUUUGAUUUCGGGUUAUACCCAAUUUGGCGAAUACCUAAACGCCUUGGAGGCCUUCCGUCAAAUGCAGCUCGCAGGCAUGAAAAUGGAUGAGAUCAGCAUCGUCUCUAUUCUGCCUGCUUGUGCGCAGGUAGGAGCUCUCGAAUUAGGCAAAUGGAUCCAUGUCUAUGUCGAUAAGAACAGGCUAUUGCACAGGACGUGUAUCUGUAACGCUUUGAUCAAGAUGUAUGCAGAUUGUGGCAGUAUCAAUGAAGCCCACCAGUUGUUUGAUAACAUGUGUGAAAGAGAUGUGAUCUCAUGGAGUACCAUGAUUGGAAGGUUAGCAAAUCACGGGAGAGCUCAACAAGCAAUUGGACUGUUUGUGGAGAUGGAGAGAAUUCAGAUGAAGCCGAAUGGUGUCACCUUUCUUGGUCUUUUAUCUGCCUGCGCUCAUGCAGGCUUUCUGGACGAGGGAUUGAAGUACUUUGACUCAAUGAUGAAGGAUUACUGUAUAAAUCCAAGUGUUGAACACUAUGGGUGUGUGGUAGAUCUUCUUGGACGUUCAGGUCACCUCUCUCAAGCCCUUGAAUUCAUUGAUAAGAUGCCAAUUGCACCAGACGCGGCUGUCUGGGGGUCUUUGCUCAGUGCCUGUAGAACUCACAACAACGUCGAAAUGGCCGUAACUGCAAUGGAGCACCUCCUUGAGCUUGAACCAGAUGAUCCUGGCAACUAUGUACUACUUUCGAAUAUUUAUGCUGCUGCAGGGAAGUGGGAUGGAGUUUUGAGGAUGCGGAAGCUGAUGAGAAGUAAGCGAAUGAAGAAAAUGCCUGGGUGCAGUUUGAUUGAGGUGAACAACAAUGUCCAUGAGUUUAUAGCAGGGGAUGAUUCAAACCAACUGGGGGAUGACAUUUGUAGGGUGCUAGAGCUUUUGGCUUCACAGCUUAGCAGGAAAACUUCUCUAACCAUAGCCAGUGACGAAGGAUGUUAAAAAUAUUGUAAAUUUUCAUUAGAUGAUGCAACCAAUAAUAUUGGCUUCUUAAUUGUUA